UAAGGGAGGGGGGAAGGGUUGGAAGGAGGAAAAAAAAAAAGAAGAAUUACCAGUAGCUCUAGUUCUGCCAUCUCUUUCCCCUUGCACACUCCACACACCUUUACCUGCACAGACUUGAAAGUCCAGUUCCACCAGGGGAGCCUGGAGAAGAUAAAGAGAGAGUUCAUUGGAUCAAACAUGUCACAAGAGACGGACAAUAAACGACUUGUGGUCUUGGUUCCAAAUGACGCUGUGUUUAACCCUCGCCGUGCCUACACCAGUGAAGAUGAGGCCUGGAAAUCAUACCUGGAGAAUCCCUUAACGGCCGCAACAAAGGCAAUGAUGAGUAUAAAUGGGGAUGAGGAAAGUGCAGCGGCCAUUGGACUAUUGUAUGAUUAUUACAAGGUUCCAAGAGAGAAAAGGUUGUUAUCGUUAAAUAAAAUAAACGAAGGCCAUGAAGAUCAGGAUAAAAGAAAUUGCCUUCCAGCCAAUGAAACACCAAGCAACUUGAGCACAGGAGAAAAUCGUGUGCAAGUUCUGAAAACGGUUCCUGUCAACCUGUCGCUCAACAAUGAUACUGUUGAGAGUUCCAACAGAGAGAAAUACACCACCAGCCUGUCUGAAAGCCCCCAGCCGGCUCCUGCGUCGGCGGUCACCGUGGUGAAAGCAGAGGAGUUCACACCAGUGUUUAUGGCCCCUUCAGUGCCUUAUAGAAGCGACGGAGAAGAACCCCGAGGGGUAAUCUUUGAGCAGACUCACUUUGGAGUACAUAGUAUUACUACUCAUUCGGACUACCUCAAGGAUGACCAGCGCAGCACUCCGGACAGCACUUACAAUGAAAGUUUUAAAGAAACCACUGAGAAAUACCGGACCCCUUCAGUAGGAACAGAGGAAUUUCUUUAUGAACAAACUGCAAGCAGCACCUUUCAGUAUACAUUAGAAGCCACAAAAUCUCUGCGCCAGAAGCAAGGAGAGGGGCCAAUGACCUAUUUAAACAAAGGACAAUUUUAUGCCAUCACUCUGAGCGAAACUGGAGCCAACAAGUGUUUCCGACAUCCCAUCAGCAAAGUCAGGAGUGUAAUUAUGGUCGUAUUCAGUGAAGAUAAAAACCGAGACGAACAGUUAAAAUAUUGGAAAUACUGGCACUCGCGACAGCAUACAGCAAAGCAGCGGGUUCUGGACAUUGCUGACUACAAAGAAAGCUUUAACACUAUAGGCAAUAUUGAAGAAAUUGCUUACAAUGCGGUGUCUUUCACAUGGGAUGUCAAUGAAGAAGCCAAGAUUUUCAUCACCGUCAAUUGCCUGAGUACUGAUUUUUCCUCGCAGAAAGGGGUCAAAGGGCUGCCUCUUAUGAUUCAGAUUGACACAUACAGUUACAAUAACCGCAGCAACAAGCCAAUCCACCGGGCAUACUGCCAGAUCAAGGUCUUUUGUGACAAGGGAGCGGAAAGAAAAAUCCGUGACGAGGAACGUAAACAGAACAGAAAGAAAGGCAAGAGCCAGGCGGCACAGGCUCAGUGCAACAAUUCCGACGGCAAGUUAUCAGCAGUGCCCUUGCAGAAGAAAAGUGACAUUACCUUCUUCAAAACAAUGACCGACUUGGAUGUGCAGCCUGUUCUCUUUAUUCCUGAUGUCCACUUUGGGAACCUUCAAAGGACCGGCCAGGUUUUCUACAACACCGAUGAUGACAUUGAAGGUGGCGUCUUGGUGAAACGGUUGCUUCGCCCUGUGGAUGAAGACUAUGGCCCUCCUGCACCCAAGCAAAUGAAAGAAGGAAGCAGGAAAGUGCUUCUAUACGUAAGGAAAGAAACUGAUGAAGUAUUCGACGCCUUGAUGCUGAAGUACCCAACUGUUAAAGGGCUCCUCGAGGCUAUAUCUGAAAAAUAUGGGAUCCCCGUGGAAAAGAUUGUGAAGAUUUAUAAGAAGAGCAAAAAAGGGAUCUUGGUCAAUAUGGAUGACAACAUCAUUGAACACUACUCCAAUGAGGACACAUUCAUUCUAAAUGUGGAAAGCUUGGCGGAACAAGGCUACAAGAUCACCCUGACAGAAAUCUAAAGCAAGGACAGACGUUAUCCUUGAUGGAAAGACACCCCCAGCUCUUAGCCAAGACUUUGCUCAGUACUAAGUGGAUAUACUCCAGAGAUUUGGAGUAGAAUAAAGGAGUGGAAGACUGGAUAAAACUAACUGAAUUUAUUUAUUUUCGUAUCCCUCACUUAUUAAGUGAUUUCGUUGAAGCGCCAGCCUACUGGUGUUUGAGAUUACCAAGCAAAAUAUAUAUAUUGUUUAUAUUCUGCUAUGUAAUGAUGUUUGCAGCGAGAUCAUCCGGAUGCUUCCCACUGUUGUCAAUGGUGAUACAAUGGACAGUUCAUCUUGGGAGAAGAACCUACAGGACAUGAGCUGCACUCUCUGGUUUUGUUUAACCAUUUAAUGUUACCAAACUCCGAUCCACUCAAGCAAUGAUUCUAUGGAACUUGUAUCAAAGGAGCCCCAAUCCCUUGUGGUUCUGUGGAGAGGCCACAGAAUGCUUGAAAUUAGCCAACGCCUAAAACUUUUGUAAAUAAUUUCCUAUUAUGUCAUGUGGCUUCAAAGCAGUUGUACAGAUUAUUUCAUUUUAAAGGUAUUUUUGUAAGUAAUCCUGAAAAAGUAGAUGUUUUAAAGAUGUACAAAUUUUUUUGUAACGUGCAAUAUUUUGUUUUUACAUUUUGUGGUGUUUACUGCCCCCCAUGGUGUUGUAAUUUUUUUUAAAUAUAUAUAUAUAUACUUCAACAAAUCCAAGGGAAAGUACAUUUCUAGUUAGCUGUGUGGGCGAGCUAGAUGAACAUGUAUUAAACUGAAUAUUUGUGUUUAUAGUGA
This is a messenger RNA of Xenopus tropicalis (tropical clawed frog), 2832 nucleotides long. It is a transcript of the gene grhl2, whose product is annotated as grainyhead like transcription factor 2. Bases 178 to 2034 code for a protein of 618 amino acids. Gene Ontology annotation, cellular component: membrane; nucleus. Gene Ontology annotation, molecular function: DNA-binding transcription factor activity. The record is from RefSeq and is a predicted model, not a curated record. NCBI's taxonomy places the organism in Eukaryota, Metazoa, Chordata, Amphibia, Anura, Pipidae. Gene Ontology annotation, biological process: regulation of transcription by RNA polymerase II. The transcript has 16 exons.